AUGGUGCGUGGUGUUGAAGGCAACGAAAUGUCCACGCCUCGCCCCUCACAAAAGAAGUCGCAGCCACCGUCCGGCUCACAGUCAGGGAAGAACCAGAAGUCGAUUCUGGGCUUCUUCCAGAAGAAGUCGACCAAUUCGCCCAGUCCUGCGCCAUCCACGCCAACCACAGUCAAGAAGACACCAGUCUCUACCCUAUCCAAGACUGCCUUCAACAGACCUCCCGCGUCCAUCACGCCCAUCCCCAGCAGUGACGCGCCUGUGCCAUCCAGUCCGAUACGGCAGGAGCAAGACACACCCCAGGGAAGGAACAAAGAGAAUGUCUUCAAAGCUGAGACUAACCACAUCUCGUCAGAAGUUGCAGGCGUUGCAUUCAGUAGUCCCUCGCGCAAGGCUAUGCAGGCCCGGAAAAGUGUAAACUAUGCCGAAUCAGACGACGACGAAGACGAGGAUGACGUGCUUGGCCCAAUUGCCAACAACUCCAGGGGCAGAGCCACCAAGCGUAUGAGGGUCAGCGUGCAAGAAGAUUCAGACGAUGAAUUUGGCUUGGAUGCUGCAACGCAACAGGCCAUGAUCGACGAUGAUGUCGACGACUUUAUCGUACCGGACGACUCCGACGACGAGGUCGUCUCGAAGAAGCGCAAACGACCAUCAUCGACAAAGCCAACCAUCAAGUCCGCGCCCCCAUCUUCCCCGCCAGUCAUACACUUCAAGGAGGAAACGGAAGAAGAUGUGGUAAUGUCAGGCACAUCAACCGCCCAGAAGUGGACAUACAACGCCGAGAACCCCAUGGUCUAUGUGCCGCGCCCAUGCCAAGACUCGAAGAAGGACGUGAACAAGAGGAAAGAGAGGCCGUCUGCUUCCGAGCCCGAGAAGAGAUACCCGUGGCUAGCAAACAUGGAAGACGCAGAUCGCCAUCCCUCUGACCAUCCCGACUAUGACCCGCGCACGCUCUACAUCCCUCCAGGCGCAAUGAAUGCUUUUUCGCCAUUCGAGAAGCAAUACUGGGAGAUCAAGAGCAAGUUCUGGGAUACCAUUGUCUUCUUCAAGAAGGGCAAAUUCUAUGAGCUCUAUGAGAAAGAUGCCUCCAUCGGCCACCAACUGUUCGACCUCAAGCUGACGGAUCGAGUCAACAUGAGAAUGGUUGGAGUGCCAGAAGCUUCCUUGGACAUGUGGGCGACUCAAUUCGUCGCGGCUGGCCAUAAGGUCGCAAGGGUUGACCAAAUGGAGUCGGCCUUGGCGAAGGAGAUGCGUGAACGUGACGACAAGAAGUCUACCACAAAGAAGGCAGACAAAGUUAUCCGAAGAGAACUGGCUGCCGUACUGACUGCGGGUACGCUUGUCGACACUGGCAUGCUUCAGAGUGACAUGUCAACCUACUGCAUGGCCAUCAAGGAGAUUGAGAGAGACAACCUUCCUGCAUUCGGAGUCGCAUUCGUCGACUCUGCAACGGCACAGUUCCAGCUCUGCGAAAUUGCAGACGAUAUCGACAUGACGAAGUUUGAGACACUUAUCGCGCAGAUGAGGCCGGGUGAGCUGCUCAUUGAGAAGUCAUGCAUUUCGGCGAAAGCACUGCGCAUCUUGAAGAACAAUACAGCCCCAAGCACUAUCUGGAAUUACUUGAAGCCAAGCAAGGAGUUCUGGCCCGCAGACAUCACGAUUCGCGAAAUCGACUCAAACAAUUACUUCGAAUCGCCGACAGAGGAUAACGUCGAAGCCUGGCCACCCGUGUUACGAGAAGCGAGAGAGCAGGAUUUGGUCAUGUCAGCUUUUGGCGCGCUCCUGCAGUACCUUCGCACCCUGAAGAUCGAGCGCGAUCUCGUUACGUGCGGCAAUUUCCAAUGGUAUGACCCGAUCCGCAAAUCUACUACUCUAGUCCUAGACGGCCAGAGCUUGAUCAACCUUGAAAUAUUCGCCAAUAGCUUUGACGGGUCUGCCGAGGGCACACUUUUCGCAAUGCUGAAUCGAUGCAUCACCCCAUUUGGCAAGCGACUACUUCGACAGUGGGUAUGCCACCCACUAGCAGACGCACAGAAGAUCAAUGCUCGCCUUGAUGCUGUGGAUGCACUCAACGCAGACUCCACCAUCAUGGACAACUUCAGUGCCUCGCUCAGCAAACUACCUGAUCUAGAGCGACUCAUCUCACGUGUCCAUGCCAACCGCUGCAAAGCUCAGGACUUCCUGAAGGUACUUGAAGGAUUCGAGCAGAUUGAGUAUACCGUCAGUCUUUUGAAGCAGUUCAGCGAAGGUGAAGGUGUCAUUGGACAACUCAUCACUUCCAUGCCAGACCUUGCUUCUGCACUGGAGCCUUGGAAAUCUGCCUUUGAUCGCGACCUAGCGAAGAAGGAAGGCAUUCUUGUUCCCGAGCCUGGUGUCGAAGAAGACUUCGAUAAUAGCCAACAGGAGAUUGACGAGUGCAAAGCAAACCUGGACCAGCUUCUCAAGAAGGCACGCAAAGAGCUCGGGAACAACGGGAUCGUCUUCAAAGACAUCGGCAAAGAAGUCUACCAACUGGAGGUCCCAAAGAAGGUUAAGGUGCCCAACACAUGGGAUCAGAUGUCAGCUACAGCUAAAGUUUCACGGUACUAUACUCCUGAACUGCGGAAGCUUGUCCGAGCUCUUCAGGAGGCCGAAGAGACUCAUGGUCAAAUCGUACGCGAAGUAGCAUCGCGGUUCUGCGUUCGCUUUGACGAAAACUACAAGACCUGGCUUGCUGCCGUCAAGAUCAUUGCUCAGCUCGAUUGCUUGAUCAGUCUUGCUAAGGCGUCAUCCUCACUCGGAGAACCUAGCUGUCGUCCAGUGUUCUCGGAAGGCAAACGCACCGUUGUUGAGUUCGAAGAGCUACGCCACCCGUGCAUGCUCAACACUGUGGACGACUUCAUCCCCAACGACAUCAGGCUUGGUGGAGAUGAAUCAAACAUCAGCUUGCUCACCGGUGCCAAUGCGGCUGGAAAAUCCACCAUCCUUCGCAUGACAUGUAUCGCAGUCAUUAUGGCGCAGGUUGGCUGCUACCUGCCCUGCACAUCUGCAAAGCUCACACCGGUGGACCGCAUAAUGUCGCGUCUCGGUGCCAACGACAACAUCUUUGCAGCCCAGUCUACAUUCUUCGUCGAACUCUCCGAGACCCAAAAGAUUCUUUCGGAAGCUACACCUCGUUCUCUCGUUAUUCUUGAUGAACUUGGCCGUGGUACAUCCUCCUAUGACGGCGUCGCGGUCGCGCAAGCUGUGCUCCACGACAUAGCAUCUCGUGUGGGCUGUGUAGGCUUCUUCGCUACACAUUACCGUUCCCUCGCCAAGGAAUUCGAGUUCCAUCCUGAGGUUCAAAACAAGCGAAUGCGUAUCCAUGUGGACGAGUCCUCCAAGUCCAUUACCUUCUUGUACAAGCUUGAAGAGGGCGUUGCAGAGGGCAGCUUUGGUAUGCACUGCGCUGCAAUGUGCGGAAUUCCAAGCAAGAUUAUCGACAACGCUGAGAAGGCUGCUCGCGAGUGGGAGCACACAUCCCGACUGGGUGAACGGAUGGAGGUCAAUCGUGAUGAAGGAGGUGUGUACGUACCUCUUGGUGUGCAGAGCGACGUUGCUUGGGCUCUCAGAGAGGGCCUUGAAGGCGUAGGCGACAGGGCCUUGGAUGUACUGAGAGAGGCUAUUGCGGCUCUCUGA
Parastagonospora nodorum SN15 is the source of this 3654-nucleotide messenger RNA. RefSeq lists its product as hypothetical. Gene Ontology annotation, molecular function: ATP binding; ATP-dependent DNA damage sensor activity; mismatched DNA binding. Gene Ontology annotation, biological process: mismatch repair. The transcript has 3 exons. Gene Ontology annotation, cellular component: nucleus; MutSalpha complex. Lineage: Eukaryota; Fungi; Ascomycota; Dothideomycetes; Pleosporales; Phaeosphaeriaceae. The coding region runs from base 1 to 3654 and encodes 1217 amino acids. The record is from RefSeq and is a predicted model, not a curated record.